This is a messenger RNA of Ostreococcus lucimarinus CCE9901, 735 nucleotides long. RefSeq lists its product with no specific name. The record is from RefSeq and is a predicted model, not a curated record. NCBI's taxonomy places the organism in Eukaryota, Viridiplantae, Chlorophyta, Mamiellophyceae, Mamiellales, Bathycoccaceae. The transcript has a single exon. The coding region runs from base 1 to 735 and encodes 244 amino acids.
AUGCGUGGGUUCACGAAACGAGGCGCGGUUGAGGCGACGAUUCGGUUGGAAGUGAAUGGGAUGCGCGAGAGGUUUAGGGUGGGGAAGGAUUUGGCGGAAUUGAUCGCGACUCGGUACGCGUCGAGGCGAAGGGUGAUUUCAGAGUUGUGGACGUACUUUUCGGCGAAUGAGUUGGUGAACGAGGACGACGUGAGCGAGGUGCGAGUGGAUGAGCCCAUGCGGAUCGUGUUCGAGGACGCGGGCGUGUCGCUGCCGAAGUCUCCAGAAACGGUCAAGUUUCAGCGCGUGUGCGACGUCGCGUGCGAAAAGUUUCUCACCGCGCUCGAGCCCCUGGAAAUCAAGUACAACAUCAAAACCUCCGGAAUAUCACCGUCAAAGCCUGAUUGCUACGAUAUCGAGGCCGAAGAGCCCGACUCUGGGCCCUGGGGUCUGGCGCCGCCGUAUGAGCACGAUUAUCGAGUGGCGAAGGACGUGGACGCGUGCGAGCAACACAUUCGUCUCGCGUUCGAUUUCAUAGACAGUCAUUUGGAGCGUCGUGACUUUCUUUUGCGCUUCGCUGAAAGUCCCAUCGACUUCAUCAACUCUUGCGUCUUAAACCAAGCUAAAGGGGUGUACAAGGCCGAGGAUGUGACGCAGGGUUCGGCUGACGAAGUGGAACUGAGACACGCGUCGCGCGCAUCCGACGCGUUCAGAGAACCUUGGGUGGACGAAGCCAUGUUGCGACUGCUCGAGUGA